AUGCGCUUCCACUCCGACUUGACUCACUCCCUCCCUCCCUCAACCUUCACCUUCACCUCUCCUUCCAACACCCCCACAACCACCUAUACAAAAAUAGAACCGAUGUUCACACAAUUGACUCUGCGCGCUCUACGCGCCACACGAACGCCCGCAUCACAACCCUCGAAAUACCUGAACUUCACCUCCAACCUCCACCCGCUCACCCUCUCACGCCUAAGAACACCAGCACCCCAAAUAGCAUCAAGAUGGCUCACACUAUCAACCACCCCCAGAACCAGACUCCCAUUACAUCUCCACUCAAACACAACCCUUCCACAACCAACACAACGCCCAUUCACCUCAACGCCAAGGUCUUCAUUCCACACCUCCACAAAAUCCAACUACCAAUACCAACCCCGACCAAACUACAACCGCUUCAACGGCCGCGGCGGGGGUGGCAGCGGUAACUCACAACGAGGCUCAAUAUUCUACACCCUCCUCGCAAAGUCCAAACCGCAACACUUUGUAAUCAUCGGAAUCGGAAUCUCAGGAAUCUACCUAUACAAUACAGACGUGGUAGAAAUGACCGGUCGACGACGCUUUAAUUGUGUCUCCGCGGAGCGCGAAUUGGCCAUGGGCGCCGAGAGUUAUCGGGAGGUUCUUGCAUCGGAGCGUGGGAAGGUUUUACCUGAUUAUCAUCCUUUGACUAAGAGUGUUGAUCGCGUUUUGCAGAGGCUUAUUCCUAUGGCGGAUAUUGAGGGUGCGGAGUGGAAAGUUCAUGUUAUUAAGGAUGAUGGGAUGGCUAAUGCGUUUGUUUUGCCAGGAGGCAAGGUAUUCGUCUACACGGGCAUUCUACCAAUCUGCCAAGACGAAGACGGUCUCGCCGCCGUCCUAGGCCACGAAAUAGCGCACGUCGUAGCGCGCCACCCAGCCGAACGCAUGAGUACCAGCGUUCUAACGAUGGGAACGAUCUUCCUUGUCUCGAUGCUAUUCGAUGUCUCGGGAUCAUUAUCGUCCACGCUGGUUAAUUUGAUGUGGAGUUUGCCCAAUUCGCGCACUCAGGAGGCCGAGGCGGAUAAUAUUGGUUUGAUGAUGAUGUCGAAGGCUUGCUUUAAUCCUGAGGCGGCUGUUAAGCUCUGGCAUCGUAUGCAGCAGCAGGAGAAGGGGGCUCCGCCGCAGUUUAUGUCGACUCAUCCGUCUAGUUAUAAUCGGGAAGAGGCGAUUCGGGGGUGGUUGGAGAAGGCGGAGAUGAUUUAUCAGGAUAAUGAUUGUGGGUCGAUUGGGAAGUUUAGUAAGUUUUUGGUCUCUUGA
Messenger RNA from Penicillium cosmopolitanum, 1290 nucleotides. RefSeq names its product M48 family metallopeptidase. NCBI's taxonomy places the organism in Eukaryota, Fungi, Ascomycota, Eurotiomycetes, Eurotiales, Aspergillaceae. Gene Ontology annotation, molecular function: metalloendopeptidase activity. The coding region runs from base 1 to 1290 and encodes 429 amino acids. Gene Ontology annotation, cellular component: mitochondrial inner membrane. The transcript is spliced from 2 exons. The record is from RefSeq and is a predicted model, not a curated record. Gene Ontology annotation, biological process: mitochondrial protein processing; protein quality control for misfolded or incompletely synthesized proteins.